GAUACAUUUAGGUCAAGCUUCUAGAUGCUCUUUGAUAAAAGAUACAGAUAAAGUAGUUAUAUUUAUACAUGUUAUUUAUCUUUAUUGCGGCAAAGAUUUCGACGGACCGCUUAGUAAACAAUAAAUUAUUGUAAAUGAGUAAUCUCCUGGUUGAUUAUUCCUGCUCGUAUAAGUCUUCCUGCUGUUCCGCGGUGGCGCUAGUGUGCUUUGCUGUAAAACUUAAAUAACAAUUUUUAUUCCAAUUUUACAGUUUCGUCUAAAAUGUUAAGGUGUAGUUUUAUAAAAACAAUGACAAAACCACACUUUCUCAUUCGACAUAUUGUUUCACAUUUAUAUAACAUUUUUUAUUACCCACAAAAUUACAUUUCCGAACGAGAGGUGUUAGUGUGAUGGCCGCCAUGUUUGGAUUUGGAAAGUGACGUUUGUAUGUUUACAAGUUAAAAAAGUUUAGGCGUUCGUUUUGAAUGCGAUAGAGAUAUUGUUUUUAUCGGUGCCGGUAAAGUUGAUAAGUUAGGCAUUAAUGCAAAAUUAUAUGUAAUUCUUAUACUUUGUAAUGUUUACAAUGAUUUCGGUUUAGGACGCCGGUCAAGUUACAAUGCAGGAUCAACAACAACAAACAAAAGCGCGGAAACGAGUACCUAAUUUUACUGCCGACGAAAAAGCCUUAUUGGCACAUUUGGUAAAGAGACGUCCAAUUGUUCAAACAAAAUUUACCGAUGCUAAAACAGUUAGCAAAAAACAGGCGGCUUGGAAUUUAAUCACACAAGAAUUUAACAGCAAUGCCAAUGUACAUAAGCGCGAAACCCUUACAUUAAAAAGGGCAUGGGAGAAUAUGAAGGCAUUUACGCGCAAAGAACGAGCCAAUUUACUUCAAACUGGAGGCCAUCCUGCUUCACCAUUACAACAUGAAGCUUUAUUAAAUCUGAGUGAUGAGGACUCUUCCAUGAUGUUACCUGAACUAGAGAAUGAUUUUGAUAGCGACAGUGCAAUAUUAGACUCAGUAGAACCAAAUAGCCCAGAACCAGACCCUCCACGUGUAAUGGACCCUAUAAUGUCGCCUUUUUUAGAAGUUGAGGUAUGCAUGGAACCGGAACCAAUUGAAAAUGACACAAGUACACAAAGAGAAGAUGCAGACAUUGCUGGACCAUCUCAAGAUUGUAAUGAUCAAAUUGAUAAAGGAUAUUCUCGGACACCUUAUGUCAAUCAAGGUUACAGACCGUUGGACUACAUGCGAAGAGAAAGUAUACUAAGAGUAAGAUAUUUAGAACGUAAGAAGAAAUUGGAACUGGAAUUAUUAAAAGUACAGCUAGAAACAGAACAAAUAAAACAAAGAACUGCAUUAAUAGAAGAAGAAAUGGCACAAGUUAAGCUUUUACAAUUAAAAAAAAGUGUAGAACAACAUAAUAGUUACUAGUUAUAUGUUAUUUAUAUAUUUUUUUUAAUAAAUACUCCUUUAAU
Papilio xuthus (Asian swallowtail) is the source of this 1458-nucleotide messenger RNA. RefSeq names its product myb/SANT-like DNA-binding domain-containing protein 3. The transcript is spliced from 7 exons. Lineage: Eukaryota; Metazoa; Arthropoda; Insecta; Lepidoptera; Papilionidae. The record is from RefSeq and is a predicted model, not a curated record. Bases 596 to 1414 code for a protein of 272 amino acids.